Molecule: messenger RNA, 624 nt
Organism: Saccharomyces cerevisiae S288C
Lineage: Eukaryota; Fungi; Ascomycota; Saccharomycetes; Saccharomycetales; Saccharomycetaceae
Gene: MRX11
Product: Mrx11p
Exons: 1
Coding region: 1-624 (207 amino acids)
Cellular component (GO): mitochondrial inner membrane; mitochondrion
Source: RefSeq, marked reviewed
AUGACUGUCAUGAAUCUUUUCUUCAGGCCCUGUCAACUGCAGAUGGGCUCUGGACCGUUGGAGCUCAUGCUUAAAAGGCCAACGCAAUUGACCACGUUUAUGAACACCAGGCCCGGCGGAUCAACCCAAAUUAGAUUCAUAUCGGGAAAUUUAGAUCCAGUGAAAAGAAGGGAGGAUAGACUACGUAAAAUAUUUUCCAAGUCACGACUUUUAACAAGGUUAAACAAGAAUCCUAAAUUUUCACACUAUUUCGACCGCCUCAGUGAGGCCGGCACGGUUCCAACACUUACAUCAUUCUUCAUCUUGCAUGAGGUAACUGCCAUACUACCACUGUUUCUACUAUGGUGGUUACUUUAUAACCUCGAUCUUUCUGAUGAUUUUAAGCUCCCAAACUUCUUAAAUGGCCUAAUGGAUAGCUGUCAUACAGCUAUGGAGAAAUUUGUUGGUAAGAGAUAUCAGGAAUGCCUCAACAAAAACAAGUUGAUUUUAUCUGGCACAGUAGCCUACGUUACAGUAAAAUUACUAUAUCCGGUACGCAUUUUCAUUAGUAUCUGGGGAGCACCAUAUUUUGGGAAAUGGUUGCUUCUUCCCUUUCAAAAAUUAAAGCACCUUAUUAAGAAAUAA